UCUUUUUUUUUAUAUUUAUUGUUGAAUACGCCACACAAGGGUGGACCUUGUUUUCGUGUAUUGUCAAAUUAUUUCUAAAGAGGACAAAAAAAGUGGGCAGCGGGUGCUCCAUUGUAGGGCAAUUAGGUGUGGUCAUAGCUCGUCAUAAGCUAAUCAGGAUGUGUGGACGUAUAUUAUUAUUUUGAUAAAAACAUAAUUUUAUUAAGAUCACGUGCUUCAAAAAUUUAAAAAUUUGUCCUUCCACUUUUGAGAGAUAACCCUUCGUUAAAUAUUUAAAUUUGAUCUGGCCACACAGUUCCAUUUCAUACGUAGAAUGUGGCUAUUUUAAAAAGCGGAGGAGGAAGAAAUUUGAUUAUUUUGUAAGAUGAUCGUAGAUUACAUAGUCACUUCUAUUCGCUAUGUGGAAGCCGUGUUUUUGGCUGACUUUCUGCGACGCUUUUAUCUCAGUGCGGUCGAAUAUAUCCGAUUUAGACAUAAUUAUCUGCCCGAGGAUCGGUUGCGGAUGAUCCUCUGCCGCUCGUUCACCUACAAAAUGAAAUCGAUUUGCGUGCUGUUGCCAGUCACAUUCCUGGGAAUUGGAAUUUCUAUUGCUGGGAAUUUUUCGGCCGUACUUCCUACAUCCGAGUUGUUGCUUAUAAUUCCUCUGAACUGGCUCUUAAACGAUCUUGGUCACAGCCCGCUGACCGAACUCAACUGGUUAAGAGACUCCCAUGGACUGGAUUUUGCGACGGGAAUGGCCUCGAGCUUGUUCCACGGAUGCCUUAAGCUUUCGCUGCCCGAAUGGCAGAACGAUGGGCUAAAACCUCGAAUGGCUCUUUAUGAGGCCAGGAACAACAUUACUUUUGGAUUGGAUCGACUGGUUAUCCUUAGUCCCUCCAAAUCGUCUGACCAUAACAUUCUCAAAAGUGAUUUAUUGAAGGAAGCUAAGCCCCUACAAACUAGGAUCGUUAAUCGAGCCGGCGUGGAUCGUCACUUUAGGCUCAAUGUCUACAAAAUAAAUCGCAAGGUUAAUGGCAAGAUAUAUUACUUUGUCAUCGAGCUUGCCACGCCGUUGAUAACCUUUUCCGAUGCCCUGCAGUCCGAAUUGACGGCCACCCGGCAGAUGAAGCAAUUUAAGCGAGAGAUUAGGAUGAGGUUCAAUGAGAAAUUGAAAGAUCUCAUUAGGAAGGAUCCGGAGAUUCGCAAUAAAGUUUAUCUCAUUACAUAUAUUCCUCGAGAUGAAGAAGGUAAUCCUGUCGAUAUUACUGAUUUGCUCAUAUCUUACAUGAAAAAAAACAAAACUGUUAACAUGUUUGAAGAUUAAGAAUUUAAAAAAAAAAUCUUCGAUUCUACAGAUGGCAGAAAGAGGAAUUCUAACAUUAUUAAUCACUUACUAUGAAUGACAAUUUAUUUUGUCGAUUUAACCUAGAACUAACGAUAAUGAUGAGUGUAAUAAAUAAGCACUAUUAAGAGAUAAAA
Drosophila rhopaloa is the source of this 1458-nucleotide messenger RNA. RefSeq lists its product as uncharacterized. NCBI's taxonomy places the organism in Eukaryota, Metazoa, Arthropoda, Insecta, Diptera, Drosophilidae. The record is from RefSeq and is a predicted model, not a curated record. Gene Ontology annotation, cellular component: autophagosome; endoplasmic reticulum membrane. Gene Ontology annotation, molecular function: 2',3'-cyclic GMP-AMP binding; cyclic-di-GMP binding. The coding region runs from base 365 to 1303 and encodes 312 amino acids. Gene Ontology annotation, biological process: reticulophagy; autophagosome assembly; positive regulation of type I interferon production. The transcript has 5 exons.